AUGGCUCAGCUGCUGCAGAUACUGGCUGCGACACAGAAAUGCUGCUCGCUUCGAGCGACCUUCCUUCUCAUAGCGCUCAUCAUGAUUUUCUUUAGUUAUAAGAGUUACCUGAACCCAAGAAGCCAGAAGCCAGAAAGCACCCAGGCUGAUGUAAAUCUGACCGUGAGAGAACGCAGGGGCCUGCAAAGUGUGAAAUUAUCAAGGAUGCUGUAUCGCCAGCCCCAGGUGCUAACACCCGCUAGGAAAGAUGUCCUUGUUGUGACCCCUUGGCUGGCUCCCAUCAUCUGGGAAGGGACUUUCAAUACUGACAUCCUGAAUGAGCAGUUCUCACUCCAGAAUGCCACCAUUGGGUUAACUGUAUUUUCUAUCAAAACAUACAUGAUCUUCCUGAAGCAGUUCCUGCAGUCUGCAGAGAUGUACUUCAUGGUGGGACACAGGGUGAACUACUACAUCUUCACUGACAAGCCUGAAUAUGUUCCUUAUCUUAACAUCCAAAAAGGAAGGCAGAUAAUCAUCCUUGAGGUCGAGAGCUAUUAUGACCACUGGCAGGACAUCUCCAUGCAGCGCAUGGAGAUGAUCAGUAAUUUUUGCCAGGAGCGCUUCCACCAGGAGGUGGAUUACCUUGUGUGUUCAGAUGUGGACAUGAGGUUCAGUGACCACGUGGGCGUGGAGAUCCUCUCCUCCUUGUUUGGCACCCUUCAUCCUGGCUACUAUGGGCUGAAUCGGACUGACUUCCCCUAUGAACGUCGGCCUCAGUCACAAGCCCAUAUUCCUAAAGAUGAGGGGGACUUUUAUUACAUAGGGGCCUUAUUCGGGGGGUCAGUGCCAGAGGUUUACAGGCUCACCAAGGCCUGCCACGAAGCAAUAAUGGUCGACCAAGCCAACCACAUCGAGGCCAUUUGGCAUGAUGAGAGCCACCUGAACAAGUACCUGCUUUACCACAAACCCUCCAAGGUCCUCUCCCCUGAGUACCUAUGGCAUCAGCAGCAAAUGGGUUUUCCUUCCUGGCUGCACCAGUUGAAAUGCCCACCAGCAGACGAACUGGAGGUGCCAGCAGACACGGCAGCUGCUUCUGGGAGUGCGGCCUGCACAGGGAGCAGGGCCCGGGAGCCCCAGGAGCAGCCCCGGGCUGUGGGCUCAGUUACAGCGCUGCCGGCCACAGGGGGGCCUCCUGGCCGCCGCCGCGGGGCGCUGCUUCGGGGUCACGUCCUCGCCGGGAUGCCGCGGGCCCACCCGGCCUGA
This is a messenger RNA of Nyctereutes procyonoides (raccoon dog), 1242 nucleotides long. RefSeq names its product histo-blood group ABO system transferase-like. The transcript has 3 exons. Bases 1 to 1242 code for a protein of 413 amino acids. Gene Ontology annotation, molecular function: glycoprotein-fucosylgalactoside alpha-N-acetylgalactosaminyltransferase activity. Gene Ontology annotation, cellular component: Golgi apparatus; membrane; vesicle. Lineage: Eukaryota; Metazoa; Chordata; Mammalia; Carnivora; Canidae. Gene Ontology annotation, biological process: carbohydrate metabolic process. The record is from RefSeq and is a predicted model, not a curated record.